Molecule: messenger RNA, 2887 nt
Organism: Sycon ciliatum
Lineage: Eukaryota; Metazoa; Porifera; Calcarea; Leucosolenida; Sycettidae
Product: protein enabled homolog
Exons: 13
Coding region: 305-2110 (601 amino acids)
Molecular function (GO): SH3 domain binding
Source: RefSeq, a predicted model, not a curated record
AAAGCACUACGGUAGUGUGGUUCGCUAAACCGUAAACUCCUCCGUUCAGUGUUCUAAUAGUCCUUGCCGGGCCAGGGGAAGAAGGGUGCAGGAGAGAUCGGUUGUUGUAAUUGCUGUGGAACCCAGUGGACGUCUGUCCGCGCUGGUUCAGGCUCGAUUCUUGCCCUGGCCUAAACUGAUCUUUCUGAAAUAUCGGGCCGUGUGCGUGGAAGCGAAAACUCUAAAAAUUCUGCCAGUGCCAUAACUGACUAAGAACUUGUAAAAUUAAUAAUUGCUGAGGCGGCGGAUUAUCUUCAAUUCCAAGAUGAGCGAGGAGCACUCCAUCGCCGUUGCGAAAGCAUCGGUCAUGCUGUACGAUGAUCAGCAGAAGAAAUGGCUGCCUGCUGGUGGUGCCCAAGGCUUCUCCAAGAUUCACAUCUACGCGCAUGAUCGCAACAAUUUUUUCCGUGUUGUUGGCAGAAAGAUAAACGACCAUGAGGUCGUGAUCAACUGCUCUCUUACGAAGGGCAUGCGGUACAAUCAGGCAACACCAACAUUCCACCAGUGGCGAGAUUCCAAACAAGUGUAUGGCCUGAAUUUCCCCAACGCCGCCGAAGCAAAAGCUUUCGCUGACAGCGUUGGCGAGGUUUUUGCUCGUCUCGGUGGAGGUACUGUCAUGGCUCCAAAGGGUCAAGAAGCGGCACCGCAACCAGGACAAGCGCAGGCUGCGCAACAGCAGGCUGCGCAACAGCAGGCUGCGCAACAGCAGGCUGCGCAACAGCAGGCCGCACAACAGCAAGCACAACAGCGCAAACAGCAAGAGCUAGCUGAAGCUCAGCGUCAGCAAGAGCUACAACAACAACAACAAGAGCUCCAACGUCAGCAGGAAAUGCAGCGUCAGCAGGAGCUUCAACAUCAGCAGGAGAUAAAGCGGCAACAGGAGCUGCAAAGGCAGCAAGAAGAGGAACAGAGGCGAUUGGAGGAACAAAGAAGACAAGAAGAGCAGCGCCGAUUGGAGGAACAACGCCGGGUGGAGGAACAGCGCCGGGUAGAAGCUGAGAAACAGAGGAGAAUGGAGGAACAGCAGCGCGCUGAGGAACAAAGACGGCUCGAGGAGCAGCGGAGAAUCCAGGAAGAGCAGCGAAAACUGGAGGAGCAACAGCGGUUGCUUGCUAUGCGACAGGUAGAGGAAUCAGCUAAUAAUGCCAAUGCUCUUGACGGGCGAAAUUCACCGGCACCUGGCACACCAACGCUUGUACGAGCGGGCGAGUCACCAGAUGGUGCUGCCUUAUCUAAACAGAAGAAGAAAGCACCUCCGCCUAUGCCUCGAAAGGAGUCCGCACAAGUGCCGCAAGAACUCCACACUGUUGCCAACGUACCACCACCAGCGCCCUUGCCAGGAGCCCUAGCUGGUGCCCCGCCACCACCAGGCCCACCGCCAAGCCUGGCCAGCAAUGCCCCACCACCUCCACCCGGUGUUCUACCACCACAGGGGCCACCCCCACCAGGUGCACCCCCGCCACCGCCGGGACCUCCCCCGCCCGGGGGUGCACCACCUCCGCCCGGACCACCGCCACUGUCCAUGCAGGGUGGAGAUGGCCCGCCGGCUGGUGGUGGACUGGCCGGGGCUCUCUCCAACGUGAAGUUAAAGAAAUCGGCGCCAGCAGAGGCAACGGAACAACGUAAACCUAGUCUGCCCGUAGGUGGUGACAUGAUGAGUGAAAUGCAAAGAAAGUUGGCAGCAAGGAGACAAAAAGAAGCAGUUGAAAAGAAGGAUAGCGAUGAGCAUUCCAACGAAGGCACCCGCGAGCCAGAGCCUAAACCAGUAAAGGAACCUCCAACUACAUCGAUGAAGCCGCCUCGUGUAAAUCGUGACAUGCGCCAAAAUACUACACCACUUCCUGCUACCAAUUCAACGUCUGCUCCGCCAAAGUCGCCCAGCUUAUCUCGUCGCUCCAUGCUGGCGUCCGAAAGUAUAGACGGAGCGAUAGCGGGAUCUGGUGCAUCACCUGAGCAAUUGCAGAAACUAAAACAGGACAUUAUGAAUGAUGUUCGGAAAGAGCUGCAGAAUAUCAAGAGGGAAAUCCUAGAUGGUGUUCGCCUGGAGGUGAUGAAGCUGAAGAACCAAUGACGGAUCAGCAGCCACAUCCCUGCGCCACCCAAGACGUACUAGACGGCAGUCGGCGAAAAUGUCAUCAAACUGUUUCCACAACCAUUCCGGCCAAUGAUACCUGCAAAAACAGAACUGUGAGCUGAUAUGCUGCAUUUGUCAGGACCGUGCCUGCCUUGUGGAGAAAUUCAGCUAUGCCAUUGAAUCUGCUCCAGUCUACGAUCGACCCCUGGACCAGUCAUUCUCUCCGCCUUCGCUCCCCUGAUGGGUGAUGGUGGGCGUUGACCUGCAGCUCUCCGCCACACAACCAUGCACACACACACACACAUGAUCUACCGAUUCAUAGUUCUAAUCCUGAUGUGCCGAAAUGUUGUAUCCCUUGAUUUGUCGUAAGUUUCUAAUUGGCUGUUUUUGGCAUGCUUUGCUCACGUUCGAUUAGGGUUUUUCCAUUACUCUAUUCCGUCUUGUCUAUGCUGGGGUGGAUGCCACAUAGCUUCCAUACUGUCGACGCGCCUUAUUCAUUUUGUUGUUUCCUUUUUUUAUAUUUUUUUUCUUAAAGUCGGGAUAUAAUUUUUAACAAAAAGUAUCCCAUGUGGCUCGUGAAAUAGCAUUUGUAUGUUGACGCUUUGUGCACAGACUGCGUGUACGUGUUAGCAUGCUCCAGUGAGUUGUGAAGGCCAGCAAGCUGUUUCUAGUAAUGGCUACCGCCGCAUCAUUCAUCCUUAAUCCUAGGCCACUGCACAUGACUUGCACUUCAUUGUUCAUACCGGUAGAAAGAACCUUGAACGGUUGAUUCGA